This is a messenger RNA of Arabis nemorensis, 897 nucleotides long. The record is from the annotation of a GenBank genome assembly. NCBI's taxonomy places the organism in Eukaryota, Viridiplantae, Streptophyta, Magnoliopsida, Brassicales, Brassicaceae.
AUGGCUACUCCUUGGUACUUUGUUGCUCUACUUCUCACCAUUCUUACUAGCUCUCAGGGAAUUUUAACAACUCUUUCUCAAAGCAAUGGAGGUUAUAAGUACGAUUAUGCAACUGUUCCAUUUCUUGCCGAGGUUUUUAAGCUGAUCAUUUCUGGUUUAUUUCUCUGGAGAGAGAUGCGGACAUCUUCCUCAGCAACUGCAAGGAUCACUACGGAUUGGAAGAGCAGGAAAUUAUCAAACCUUCAGUGGAUGGCAAUCGGUCUUUUAGCUGUUGGAACAACUACCAGCCAGGUUAAGGGAUGCGGAGAAGCUUCAUGUGAUUCGCUAUUCACAGCACCAAUACAAGGGUAUUUGUUGGGCAUUCUCUCAGCUGGCUUGUCCGCACUAGCUGGAAUCUACACAGAGUUUCUGAUGAAAAGAAAUAAUGACAGCUUAUACUGGCAAAACUUGCAAUUGUAUACGUUUGGUUCACUUUUCAACGUUGCUCGACUUAUAGCAGAUGAUUUCAGACUUGGGUUUGAAAAGGGUCCUUGGUGGCAACGUAUCUUUGAUGGGUAUAGCAUCACCACUUGGUUGGUAGUUCUGAAUCUCGGAUCCACCGGCUUACUCGUCUCGUGGCUAAUGAAGUAUGCAGACAAUAUUGUGAAGGUUUAUUCUACAUCAAUGGCGAUGCUACUUACUAUGGUUGCAUCCAUAUACCUCUUCAGUUUCAAACCAACAGUGCAGCUUUUCUUGGGUAUUAUCAUAUGCAUCAUGUCACUCCAUAUAUAUGUACUUUUCUCCUCCACACACGCUCGUGGACUUGCCCGUGACAAACGAAGCACAUUCCAAGACCUUGAAGCAAGUUACCGUAGAAGAAAAGACAGAUUCUUGAUUCAAAUGGACGAAAAAGGUUAG